AUGGCUGGUGGGCAUCGCCCUUCGGGAGCGGGGAGGGCGGCAAGAGGACACGCCGCGGAGGUCCAGGAAGUCACCCCUCCCUCUCCCUCCACUCCCCCGAUCCCUCCACCACUCCUCAACCCCCACCCGUUUUCUACCCCCAUCCCACCGCUCCUCCACAUGCAUCACCGCUUUGCACCGCACAGACAUAUCGAGCGCCAUUCUGCCAGGCAUGACAAUGGCAGAGCUCGGUCCACCAGCGCUGCCGCCAUCUGUGCUGACGCGCUCAUCAGCGCCCUCAAUGUCGCCGGCUUCUCCUGUGCUGCUACCCCUGCGGCGACUGAGCUGGAGGAGGUUGUCAUGGACUGGAUGGUGGACCUGCUGGGGCUGCCCCAUGGGUUCCUAAUGCGGCACCACCUGGCAGGCGUGCACCUGGCGGACUCACUAGUGUCCAACGUCCACAAGUGGCUGCUCACCAGCUUCGACUGCUGCUGCAUGUGGACGCAGGUAGUGCAGCAUGUGGACGCAGGUAGUGUUGCAUGUGGACGCAGGUCGCUGAAGCUGUGGAUGUUGUUGCGCACGUACGGGGUGGAGGGCAUCCGAGCUUACAUCACGCGCCACGUGGCGCUUGCUGAGUGGUUUGAGGAGGCCGUGCGGCAAGAUGAGCGGUUCCAAAUAGUGGCGAUGGGCGAUGAGGAGAUGAGGAGGAGGGGCGUGCAUAAGAGUGGUGGAGAGGGGAGGCCCGCCUGUGUUCCAAGCGGCAAUGGACGAUGGACCGUGCACCGCUGCCUUGCUGCCACCGGGGAUGCCCUGCUCUCGGGCAAGGCACUCCAGGUGAUGAGGCAGCAUGGGGAGGUGUGGGUGGAUGGCAAUGUUGCCACCGCUUCCACUGUUGGUAGAACCGGUAUAGGCAGCAGCAACGGCGGUGGUGGUCUCCCUGGUGGCAGCAGUGCUGGUGUCACGAGAGCAGGUUCAUGGGACGACCAGGGGUCGCAGAGGGACUGA
Molecule: messenger RNA, 984 nt
Organism: Closterium sp. NIES-65
Lineage: Eukaryota; Viridiplantae; Streptophyta; Zygnematophyceae; Desmidiales; Closteriaceae
Source: the annotation of a GenBank genome assembly